This is a messenger RNA of Cercopithifilaria johnstoni, 1233 nucleotides long. The record is from the annotation of a GenBank genome assembly. NCBI's taxonomy places the organism in Eukaryota, Metazoa, Nematoda, Chromadorea, Rhabditida, Onchocercidae.
AUGUUGGUUGAUUUUGAACGUGGUGAGAAAUUCUUUCGCUGCUGUUCCGCAGUACAUAUAAGAGUCGAAAAGGAAUACGAAUCGGACAAGGAAGGGAUGUUCAAGCGGAAAUUGACCCGAGUUAAGUUAAGGAAGAUUGCAAAUUUGAUUAAAGAUAAGGUGGAGGAGUCAUGUGGUAAUAGUGGUAGAAUGAGAAAUUGGAAUCGGAAAAAAGUGACAAUUUCAUUAAUGAAACAAGGCUAUUCUGCAAAACCAAAACGAAAAUAUUCAGUUAAAGUAAUUUCUAAGGGAGAUGAUUCACCGAUAUAUCCCAUCGCGGAGAAGGUAAUGGAAGCCGCUGCUGGUUCCAAGAAAAUGCUCGGAGCACAUGUCAGUGUAGCAGGCGGUUUGGAACAAGGUUUUUACAACGCCAUAUCUAUUGGAUGUCGAUCUUUUGCUUUUUUUGUCCGGAACCAGCGUUCAUGGAAUAGUCCACCAAUGAAGAAUAAAGUGGCGCAAGCGUUUCGUGAAACUGCACAGAAAUUAGAAUUUCCAAUGGAUCAAAUUGUUGUACACGGAUCAUAUUUAAUAAAUGGUGGUAGUUGUGACAUGGAAAUACUCGAUCGAUCUCGAGCAUGCAUGUUAGAUGAAUGUAAACGAUGCGAACAGCUUGGUAUCGUUUAUUACAAUAUUCAUCCUGGAUCUACGGCAGGAAAAUGCACACGUGAAGAAUGCAUCAAAACAAUUGCUGCUACUUUGAAUUAUGUUAUAGAUCACACUGAAUAUAUUACAAUUUUGAUUGAAACAAUGGCUGGUCAAGGAAAUACUAUUGGUGGGAAGUUCGAAGAGCUGCAGCAAAUUAUUAAUUUGGUUAAAAAUAAGAAGCGAGUGGGAGUGUGCCUUGAUACAUGUCAUAUUUUUGCUGCGGGUUAUGACAUACGAUCGGAAGAUGGAUAUAAAGAAACUUUCAUCGAAUUCGAGAAUACUGUUGGCCUUCAAUAUCUCCGUGCCUUUCAUAUUAAUGAUUCGAUGGGUGACUUUGGUUCGAGAUUGGAUCGUCAUGCAAAUAUUGGUAAAGGUAGGCUGAAGCUGGCAGCUUUUCGUCAUCUUAUAGCUGAUCCACGAUUCGACGGUUUACCAAUGAUUCUGGAAACACCGGAAGGGGACUAUGCAGAGGAGAUGAUCCGAUUGUAUCACUCAUUGAAUACUAAAGAAUAUAAGAAAGAUAUCAGAUCAUUCUUUUCAUCCAUAUAA